CCCAACGUUGUCGCCACAGGUCAUGGUGUGCACCACCUCGGCUGCCAUAGCAUGCGUGGCGUCCACGCUGGCGUCCCUCUCUCAUGUGAUCUCCCAGGAUUUGCCGCUGUGGGCCGUGUACGACUCGGCUUCACGCCGAAGCGGGCGACUGCACUGAGUGGGCCGACCACGCUCGUCCACGUUGGCCUUUUCACGAUGUGUCUUGAAACCCAGAGUAACCACUCUGUCGCCGACCCGCGGCACCCGAACGCAGUGUACACGUGUGCGGAGCUGUCGUCGGCAACAGUGUACCAGCUCAACUGCACGACAACCAAACGCAGUGGAUUUCCUUCGCACUGUUCUGCGAUUGAGACGAUUGAUUCCGUCCAGCCGCUCUGUGCGAACGUGACUAGGGACAACGGGGUCCACUACUCGUUCAACUGGCACGCGCUGACUGUGAAUCAACAAUUGGACCGGACGUCCGUGGCCGCCGUGCAACUCAGUCGAUUCCUAAAUUCUGCGUGCGGCGUCACGGGUCAAGUUGUUCAGUCCAUGGGGACCGCCAUGAUGAUUUCGUCUUGUGCGUUCACAGCCUGUUUGAUAUUUGAAUCGCUAUGUCUCCCGUUUGCCAUCAUGCGGCAUGUGCUCCACGUCGCGAUGGGUAUGGGAUGGUUGACCGUGCUCAGCAGCGUCGUACUGUUUAUUUCAUGGGGAUUUGAAGCCAGUCAUUUGGGAAGUUUUAAGUUUUCUGAAGUCACGUACGUUGCUUUUGGCGGGGUCGUGCUCAGCAUGGUCGCCCUGGCGUCCACACACGUGCACGCCACGGCAGUGUACAGUCGACGGCGGCGGCACACGUCUGUGGGCCGAGGCAAUGUGUACGUCGAUCCAAAGACCCGUUUGCACGUCCUCGUGGACUCGAACGAAGCUACAAUGUUGGAAGUCGACGAUGCCGACGAACAACCAAAUGACGACCUGUCGUGUCUGCCGAUCACACCGUGAACGGCGGUCAAUGCAGUGUGAUGAUGGGUCAACUUGAUCGCCGUCGAGUACGACCGUAACCAUCACUGACCGCUCCAUCCCGUGCAAGGACUUGUCAGCCGCCGUCUUGGAGUCUUAACUUGUUGAAACUCCUCAUGUCUCUGUGCGUUCGAAGUGGUUCUGGCGUCCUUCACAACGCCAAUGCGAUCGCCGUCGAAUUCACCUCCGUAGUCGUAAUCCAG
Messenger RNA from Aphanomyces invadans, 1199 nucleotides. RefSeq lists its product as hypothetical. The transcript is spliced from 2 exons. The coding region runs from base 52 to 978 and encodes 308 amino acids. The record is from RefSeq and is a predicted model, not a curated record. NCBI's taxonomy places the organism in Eukaryota, Oomycota, Saprolegniomycetes, Saprolegniales, Verrucalvaceae.